AUGGAACAACCACCUGGUUUUGUUGCUCUAGAUAGCUCCUCUUAUGUUUGCAAAUUGCAUAAGUCCCUCUAUGGUUUGAAACAAGCACCCAGGGCCUGGUAUGACCAGCUAUAUACCUCUCUGCUAUCUCUAGGAUUUCAAGCCUCUCAAUCUGACACUUCCCUUUUUAUCCUCAAAGUGCCUCAUUUGGUCUUGAUUCUUGUCUAUGUCGAUGAUAUUAUCAUCACUGGUCCCUCUUCUGCAACUUGUCAAACAAUCAUUUCUAAACUUGGCACUCAAUUUCCUAUUAAGGACUUGGGACCCCUCCAUUACUUUUUGGGCCUUGAAGUGCAUCAAACUGAUCAUGGCAUUUUCCUUUCUCAGCAAAAAUAUGCUUUGGAUUUACUCUCCAAGGCCAAGAUGGAGGGUGCUAAACCUUGUGUAACUCCUAUAGGUUCCCUCAAGCUUGACCAUACUGGUCCUUUGUUACAAAAUCCUACAGAAUACAGAUCUUUGGCAGGUGCACUACAAUAUCUAACAUGGACCCGACCAGAUCUCUCCUUUGCUGUCAAUCAGGUAUGUCAAUUCAUGCACACUCCAAGGGAAUCACAUAUGCAGGCUGUCAAAAGAAUUCUUAGAUACCUCAAGGGCACCGUUACAGAUGGUCUGUGGUUCAAGAAAGGUCAUUUGAAUCUGGUUUCAUACUCUGAUGCUGACUGGGCCGGGUGCCACUUUGACAGACGAUCUACUAGUGGGUAUUGUGUGUUCUUUGGUCCAAAUCUAAUUAGUUGGAGUGCUAAGAAACAACCCACUGUUGCUAGAUCCUCUACAGAGGCUGAAUACAGAUCAUUAGCCAUUACUGCUGCUGAGCUUACCUGGAUAUGCAAGGUACUCACUGAUAUCGGAUUCUCCUUGCAUUCUACACCUCUCUUAUGGUGUGAUAAUAUUUCCGCCAUUUCUCUCGCUUCCAAUCCUGUUUUUCAUGCAAGGACCAAACAUGUUGAAUUAGACUACCACUACAUCAGAGAACUCGUUCUCAGUAAGGCUCUCACCGUACGGUAUGUCUGCAGUCAAGAUCAAAUAGCUGAUAUUCACACUAAAGCUCUUCCCAAGGAACGCUUUUUGCUCUUAAAGUCCAAGCUUUCUCUUCGGUCCCCUCCUCUCAGCUUGAGGGGGUGUAAAAGGACUAACAUGCAACCCACCAAGGUUACCUCAACAGAAGACACGUGCAACCCAUCUCAUGAUAGUUGUAAAGUUGGUUCAAACAUAUAA
This is a messenger RNA of Prunus avium (sweet cherry), 1251 nucleotides long. The record is from RefSeq and is a predicted model, not a curated record. NCBI's taxonomy places the organism in Eukaryota, Viridiplantae, Streptophyta, Magnoliopsida, Rosales, Rosaceae.